UGAUAAUUCUUUUUUAGCAUCUAAUAAAGUACUGCACGAGAAACAAAAGCUCUGCCUCUCUUUCUCACUCCAUCGCUGACUGCAGAUAAUUUUGCGGAGACUCAAUCAAGAGGCUCUUAGAGCCUGAUCAAGGUAAAGCAGUUGAAUUUCUAAUAAGGAUAUCAUAAUCGAAUCUGUUUCCCGGGAAAUCGAAACUUUUAAAGAGGACCUAUGAUCAGUCCAACCGUCGCUGCAACUGCGUUACUGGCCAUAGCCACUUCUUAUCUCUUUCUUUUCGUUACUUCACCUUCAAAAUCAACUUAUCAUUCCCUCUUCAUAUCCGAUUCCCUCGCUGAUAAUGCCUCCAUAUCCCGCCACCUCCGCACCCUCACGCGCCGUCCUCAUGCUGCCGGCUCCGAAGCCAACGCCGAGGCCGCAACUUAUGUUCUUUCAGUUCUCACCUCCUCUUAUAUUCCAUCCCACAUAACUUCUUAUAAGGUCUCCCUCACAUGCCCACUUUCUCGCUCUUUAUUGCUCAUAAACCCAUCUCCAAAACCACCCACUAGCUUCACUCUACGACAAGAAACCUACGAUGGUGAUCCUUAUGCUGAUGUUGAAGGCGAGGUUCUACCCACAUUCCAUGCUUAUGCUAAGUCAGGCACUGUGAUUGGUCCUGUGGUUUACGUCAACUAUGGGCGCGUGGAGGACUAUUUGAAGUUGAAAGGAAUUGAGGUGAAUGUUUCAGGUACAGUGGUACUGGCACGAUAUGGGGAAAUUUACAGAGGGGAUAUAGUGAAAAAUGCGUAUGAGGAAGGAGCUAUUGGGGUGGUGAUAUAUUCAGAUCGUAAGGAUUACGGCGGCGCCGGCGAGGCACGUUGGUUCCCUGACGGUAGGUGGAUGCCGCCGAGUGGUGUUCAGGUGGGAACGGUACAUAACGGAUUGGGUGAUCCUACGACUCCUGGUUGGGCGAGUAGAGAUGACGACGACGAUAAAUGUGAGCGGCUAUCAGAAGAUGAAGUUGAGAAAGAAGGAGAUGUUUCUUUUACUUCUUUACCGGUUUCAGCAGCGGAUGGUGAAGAGAUACUAAGGUCAAUUGGUGGUCCAGUAGCUAAUGAUGAUUGGCAAGGAGACAAAGAUGCACCUACUUACAGGGUUGGACCAGGUCCAGGAAUUCUCAAUCUCAGUUACACUGGGGAGGAGGUGUUAGCCAAGAUUGAGAAUGUUAUUGGUGUGAUUAAGGGAACAGAAGAACCUGAUCGAUUUGUCAUCCUCGGUAACCAUAGGGAUGCAUGGACGUUCGGAGCUGUUGAUCCUAAUAGUGGUACUGCAGCACUACUUGAGAUUGCUCAACGGCUUGGGAAGCUUCUGAAAAGAGGUUGGAAACCUAGAAGAACGAUUAUCUUAUGUAACUGGGAUGCAGAGGAAUAUGGCCUUAUAGGAUCUACUGAAUGGGUAGAAGAGAAUAGAGAAAUUCUUGCUUCAAGAGCAGUUGCUUACUUGAACGCUGACUGUGCAGUAAGAGGACCUGGGUUCCAUGCCCUAGCUACUCCACAGCUCGAUGAAUUAAUCAAACGAGCAACUCAGCAGGUCAAGGACCCGGAUAACUCAUCAUUGACUAUCUAUGAAUCAUGGGCUGGUUCUGGUAGUUCUCCAAUGUUUGGAAGAUUGGGAGGCGGGGGAUCAGAUUAUGCAGCUUUUGUGCAGCAUGUGGGAAUUCCAUCAACUGAUGUGUCUUUUGGAAAAGAUUACCCAGUCUACCACUCAUUGUACGAUGAUUUUAUCUGGAUGGAGAAAUUCGGUGACCCUAAGUUUCAAAGGCAUGUGGCAGUGGCUAGCGUUUGGGGUCUAGUGGCUCUUUGGCUGGCAGAUGAGGAGUUCUUGCCUUUUGACUAUCUAUCGUAUGCUAAGGAGCUCCAGAUUAGCUCAAAGAAUCUAGAAGGUGAGAUUUCAAACAAAGACAUAAGUUUGGCUCCCAUAUUCAAGUCCAUCAGAGAGCUUGAGAAAGCAGCAAAGGAGAUGGAAUACCAGAGAAAGGCAAUUGAAGAAAGUCGAGGUUGGAUAACAACGGCAUGGAAGAAAGACCAGUUGAGAGUGAGAGAGCUCAAUGAUAGACUGAUGAUGGCUGAGCGUGCCUUUGCUGACAAAGAUGGCCUCGUUGGAAUGACAUGGUAUAAGCAUUUGAUCUAUGGACCAUCUAAACACAAUGACUAUGGAUCACAAUCCUUCCCGGGGAUAGAUGAUGCUGUAAGCGUGGCAAAAGAACUGAAGACUGAAGAAUCAUGGCAUCGAGUCCAGCACGAAAUUUGGAGAGUAUCAAGAGUCAUCAGACAAGCCUCCUUAGUUCUAAAGGGUCAACCAACAUGAAUAGUAUUUACUUGUAUAUUUCCACUUGGUUUGAACCUUUUUUUUUUUUUUUUAAAUGCUGAUAGAUUAAGUAGUGUGUUGUGGAUAUAAUCUCUGAAUUUCAGAUGAAUUUCUCUUGCAAGUGCCUAGUGUAAGAAUGUGACACCUAUUGUAAAGAAUGUGACCUAGUGAAGCGAUAGCUUUCUGGGGAAUUCUUUCCCCAUCAUUAAUAUACCCUCUCUAGUUUUAGAUA
Molecule: messenger RNA, 2575 nt
Organism: Neltuma alba
Lineage: Eukaryota; Viridiplantae; Streptophyta; Magnoliopsida; Fabales; Fabaceae
Product: probable glutamate carboxypeptidase LAMP1
Molecular function (GO): carboxypeptidase activity
Source: RefSeq, a predicted model, not a curated record